Messenger RNA from Dermacentor albipictus, 5552 nucleotides. RefSeq lists its product as uncharacterized. Lineage: Eukaryota; Metazoa; Arthropoda; Arachnida; Ixodida; Ixodidae. Gene Ontology annotation, molecular function: RNA polymerase II cis-regulatory region sequence-specific DNA binding; RNA polymerase III type 3 promoter sequence-specific DNA binding. Gene Ontology annotation, cellular component: snRNA-activating protein complex. The record is from RefSeq and is a predicted model, not a curated record. Gene Ontology annotation, biological process: snRNA transcription by RNA polymerase II; snRNA transcription by RNA polymerase III.
ACCGUGAAAGGUGCAUGCUAGAGAACGAGUGCAAAAAUUCGAACGAGUGCACACAGGCGAACGAGAACGGACUUGAUGAAAUAAUACUAAAAGCUCAAGAGCAAGAGACCGGUGUCCACGGAAGAUGCCGUUUUUGGGUCAAGCACCGCCUACGCCACUCUCGCCCAUGUUGGAUCCUGCUGAACCCGGUGAUCAUUCCGAAUUCAACUUGCCUGAUCUGACUUCUACUACAUUUUAUCAAGUGGACCCUGAUGAAGGCGGCCAUUAUUACAAAAGUGAUUUGCCUCCCUCGACUCCUACUCCACUUGAACAAGUGGACCCUGCUGAAGGCGGCCAUCAUUACAAAAGUGAUUUGCCUGCCUCGACUCCUACUCCACUUGGGCAAGUGGACCCUGCUGAAGCCAGUGAUCCUUUCGAGUUCGAUUUAUCCGAUUGGAUUCCUGCUGAAUCUAAGCAAGUGGACCCUGCUGGAGGCAGCCAUCAUUGUAAAAGUGAUUUGCCUGCCUCGACUCCUACUCCACUUGAACAAGUGGACCCUGCUGAAGCCAGUGAUCCUUUCGAGUUCGAUUUAUCCGAUUGGAUUCCUGCUGAAUCUAGUCAAGUGGACCCUGCUGAAGGCAGCCAUUAUUGUAAAGGUGAUUUGCCUGCCUCGACUCCUACUCCACUUGAACAAGUGGACCCUGCUGAAGCCAGUGAUCCUUUCGAGUUCGAUUUAUCCAUUUGGAUUCCUGCUGAAUCUAGGCAAGUGGACCCUGCUGAAGGCAGCCAUCAUUGUAAAAGUGAUUUGCCUUCCUCGACUCCUACUCCACUUGAACAAGUGGAUCCUGCAGAAGGUGGCCUUUAUUACGAAAGUGAUUUGCCUGCCUUGACUCCUACUCCACUUACGCAAGUGGACCCUGCUGAAGGCGGCCAUCAUUACAAAAGUGAUUUGCCUGCCUCGACUCCUACUCCACUUGGGCAAGUGGACCCUGCUGAAGCCAGUGAUCCUUUCGAGUUCGAUUUAUCCGAUUGGAUUCCUGCUGAAUCUAAGCAAGUGGACCCUGCUGGAGGCAGCCAUCAUUGUAAAAGUGAUUUGCCUGCCUCGACUCCUACUCCACUUGAACAAGUGGACCCUGCUGAAGCCAGUGAUCCUUUCGAGUUCGAUUUAUCCGAUUGGAUUCCUGCUGAAUCUAGUCAAGUGGACCCUGCUGAAGGCAGCCAUUAUUGUAAAGGUGAUUUGCCUGCCUCGACUCCUACUCCACUUGAACAAGUGGACCCUGCUGAAGCCAGUGAUCCUUUCGAGUUCGAUUUAUCCAAUUGGAUUCCUGCUGAAUCUAGGCAAGUGGACCCUGCUGAAGGCAGCCAUCAUUGUAAAAGUGAUUUGCCUUCCUCGACUCCUACUCCACUUGAACAAGUGGACCCUGCUGAAAGCGGCCAUCACUGCAUACGUGACUUGCCUGCUUCGACUUCUACUCGACUUGGGCAAGUGGACCCUGCUGAAGGCGGCCAUCAUUACAAAAGUGAUUUGCCUGCCUCGACUCCUACUCCACUUGGGCAAGUGGACCCUGCUGAAGCCAGUGAUCCUUUAGAGUUCAAUUUAUCCGAUUGGAUUCCUGCUGAAUCUAGUCAAGUGGACCCUGCUGGAGGCAGCCAUCAUUGUAAAAGUGAUUUGCCUGCCUCGACUCCUACUCCACUUGAACAAGUGGACCCUGCUGAAGCCAGUGAUCCUUUCGAGUUCGAUUUAUCCGAUUGGAUUCCUGCUGAAUCUAGUCAAGUGGACCCUGCUGGAGGCAGCCAUCAUUGUAAAAGUGAUUUGCCUGCCUCGACUCCUACUCCACUUGAACAAGUGGACCCUGCUGAAGCCAGUGAUCCUUUCGAGUUCGAUUUAUCCGAUUGGAUUCCUGCUGAAUCUAGUCAAGUGGACCCUGCUGAAGGCGGCCAUCACUGCGUACGUGACUUGCCUGCUUCGACUUCUACUCCACUUGGGCAAGUGGACCCUGCUGAAGCCAGUGAUCCUUUCGAGUUCGAUUUAUCCGAUUGGAUUCCUGCUGAAUCUAGUCAAGUGGACCCUGCUGAAGCCAGUGAUCCUUUCGAGUUCGAUUUAUCCGAUUGGAUUCCUGCUGAAUCUAGGCAAGUGGACCCUGCUGAAGGCAGCCAUCAUUGUAAAAGUGAUUUGCCUGCCUCGACUCCUACUCCACUUGAACAAGUGGACCCUGCUGAAGGCGGCCAUCACUGCGUACGUGACUUGCCUGCUUCGACUUCUACUCCACUUGGGCAAGUGGACCCUGCUGAAGGCGGCCAUCACUGCCUACGUGAUUUGCCUGCUUCGACUCCUACUCCACUUGGGCAAGUGGACCCUGCUGAAGGCGGCCACGAUUCCGAAUUUGAUAGGUCUGCUUCGACUCCUACUCCAAUUGGGCAAGGUGAUCCUGCUGAAAGCAGUCCUACCAAUGAACAUGCUUGGCCUCCUUGGACUCCUGCUUCUGCCAGCCAAGGUGCAGCUGCCGGACAGGAUGCUGAUGCCUGUUGUGACAGGCUAGACACUUGGAAUCCUUGGAAGACACCAGUUGUGCAAGCAGAAACACCACGCCGUGGCCGUCGAGCUCUUGCUACUUCAACACAAACUGAUAACAGGAAACAGAUAAACAGGACCAAUGCUAAAAUUACAAUGAAGCGCAAGCGCUCACCAAUACCAAAUAGGAAGAACGGCCAAGAUCACCACAUGCACUCUGUUCCAUGUCUGGAGUGGGGUGCACAGGAGCCGCCAUCCAUAAACGAGUGCCUCAGAGUGAACCGGCUAUACCAGAACGAGCUGAUGUCUGCUAUCGAGACGUUGAAGGAGCAUCUCGCUACAAAUCGUGAGAACCAGAAGAUGGUCAACGAACUCGUUGCCAAUGCUAGGAAGCGCCCGGGCCAACUUCCACCUAGAAAGCGCUCUUGGGUGGUCUUUGGUCACCCCUACUUCAAGGACAUCAACGGAAUGAGAGCCCCGAUGAACGACGAUGAGGUAUCCAGAAGAAGACUGUGUCUGCAGGACCCAUACCUGUAUGGGCCCAAACCAUGGUUUGAUAAGGAGAUUGCCUUGCUUCAAAUCAGCAUCCAGAAGAAUUUAAUUAAGACCAUCACAGACUCAUGCAUGCAGAGACGAGAAUACUUGAUGCAGUUCAAGAAAAAUAGAUGCGAGACUGCGAAAGAAGUGGAAGAACUGGACGCGAAAGUGGCCAGCCUAGAGGAAAUGGGCUUGGACCAGCUGCGUGAAAUGACUGACCGCAGUAUUGACUGGUGCGCGAUCUCCGCCAAUGAGAUCGGCAUCCACCACAGUCCGCAGCAGUGCGAGCUGAUGUGGAAAAACAAGCUGAGCAGGGAUGUCAGUGCAUGGACACCAAAGGAAGACAUAGCGCUCAAGGCACUUGUCAAGAAACUUGGCAUUCACGAAUGGGACAAGGUGGCUGCCCAGUUGGGUGGAAGACGGACACCAUUCCAGUGUGCUGAGAGGUACAUGCAGCAUUUUAACAAGUGCAUCAAGUCUGGGGCCUUCACGAAAAACGAAGAUAUGCAGUUGCUCAAGCUGAUAGAUGAACACAGGGUGGAUGGCGAGAUACGAUGGGAUAAAGUGACAUCAUCCAUGCCAACCCGCACGAGGAUGCAGCUGUCCUACCGAUGGGAGCGCGUGCUGAAUCCCAAUCUUCGCCGCGGCAAGUUUAGCGAGGAUGAGGACAAGAUGCUGGUGAUAGCUGUGGAAACAUAUGGCCACCAGUGGGUCACAAUCAAAGACUACCUCCCAGGAAGAACUAGCCACCAGUGCCGCGAGAGAUAUGCGAAUACAUUUUCUGGAAACAUCGUGUUUGGCCACUGGAGUCCGCAGGAAGAUCUCGAACUGAUUAAGAUGAUCCAGAAGCAUGGCACAGGCAAGUGGUCCCGCAUCGCAAGCGAAAUGACCUCCCGGAGUGACCACAUGAUAAAGACGCGCUACCACAGACUUUGCAAACUGUUCUCUACCAAAGACCUCGAGAAACUGAAGAGUCUGGCAAAAUCCAGGGAAUGGAAAGAAACCGGGGACAGGACUACUUCAAAGCAGCGGAGGCUGGCCAUUAUUAAAGAGGUGGAGCAGGAGCAGGCUCAGGAUGGAGACCCAAGGAUGACGAUGGAGCAAAAGUGUGAUUGGCUCUACACGCACCUGUUAUCGCAGAAUUAUGCUAUCGCCAUAAGUGAUGAUGAAUCCCCUGAGACUACGAAUAACAGCAAGGUCAGAAGGAAACGAGCAAAGGCCAGCAGGAAGAUGUGUCAACAGGAAGACAUUGUCGUGCAGAAAGAUUUCAUGGCUGCACCUGUGAUGGAAUGCAGUCCAGGUUCAAGUUCGCCAGAACAAGAAAACAAUGAAACCACAAUAAGUAAUGGCUGGUCAAGUCCGUUCCUCAACAAAGAAGACAGCAAUGCAACAGCAGAAAGUGAUAGCCAAUCCAGUUUUGGGGAAUAUGAAGACUAUGAACAAUGUGACACAGAUGAACAAAGUUCCAAAGAUGAAGUAGGAACAUACAUAGGUAAUGAGCAAGACAAUGAGAAACUAGAUGAAGAUCAAGACAGAGAAUGUGAUGACAGUGAUGAAGAGCAGGAGGAACAGGAGCAAGAUGUAGAUGAAAACACGGAAGAGGAAGAAGGAGGCAAUGAAGAAAAAGCAGAAAAGAAUGGAGAAGAAGAAAUCGAUGAGAGACCAAUGCUUGAAAGCAUACGAAUGUUGUUACCCGUCUUCAACCAAGAAAUAAAUGCAACAGCAGAAAGUGAUAGCCAAUCCAGUUUUGGGGAAUAUGAAGACUGUGAGCAAUGUGAUACAGAUGAACAACGUUCCAAAGGUGAAGUAGGAACAUACAUAGACAAUGAGCAAAACAAUGAGAAACUAGAUGAAGAUCAAGACAUAGAAAGUGAUGACAGUGAUGAAGAGCAGGAGGAACAGGAGCAAGAUGUAGAAGAUGAAAACAUGGAAGAGGAAGAAGGAGGCAAUGAAGAAAAGGCAGGAAAAAAUGGAGAAGAGGAAAUCGAUAUCAACGUGCCGGAGAGACCAGUGCUUGAAAGCAUACGAACGUUGUUACCCGUCUUCAACCAAGAAAUAAAUGUAAAUGACCGAUGGGAAUGUCCAUUCUUUCGGACUGAGGAAGAAAAUAAUGAGGCGCCAAUGAAUUACUGCUGGUCAAGUGCAGCCCUUCGUGAUGAAGAAGGAAGCAAUGUGGCAACACCAUCGGAAGGUGAACAUCACAGGCUGUUUUCAUUCUUGCAUGAAAAAAAAGAAGCAGAAGAAAGGAAUGAGAAGGCACCACUGCGUGAAGAAUGGCCAGGUACUUUCUUCAUAGAUGAACUACAGCCCAACAAUGUGGUAACAGCAGUGACCGAUUUUGACCCACAUUUGAUGUUCCCCGACUAAGACGCAGAAGAACGCAACACAAGUGAAGACUGCUUAACCUUACAUGGCUUCCUUUGCUGUGAACAAGAUGAAAGGGGGUUAACUAAGGGUCCCGAUUUUUAUUAAUCAUAUCAUAAGAAGCCGACAAACAAAAGCACCAAGGACAACAUAGAAAAAA